AUGUACCUCUACAUACUCCUCGCAUGCUUCGCCACCGCGACGGCAUUGCCGACUGAAAAAACCGACAAUAUUACUAGUAGUACAACGACUACUACUACAGAAUCUCCGAGCAACUCGACCAAAGAACUUUUGAAGGCCAGUGAGACGGGUGAUCCUACGCAAGUGGAAAUCGUCAAGCAGAUAAGAAGAUUGAACGAGGAUGGAUCCUACACGAUCGGGUACGAAGCGACGGAUGGCACCUUCAAGAUCGAAAGCCGGGACGUUUUGGGCAACGUGAAAGGAACGUUCGGAUACAUCGACGACGAUGGUGAAAUCAAACGUGUCACUUAUACUUCCAACGGCGAGAGCACCCCCGUUCCUGUUUCGACGAGCACGACGCCGAAUACACCGAUGAUGAUAGUGCGAGUUAACAAAACAGUGUCGUCGACCACCCGAAGACCGCUGCCGACUGUGGUUUACCCGACCAGAGGAAGUGCCACCACACGAGGUACUGUCAUACAAUCUAUACCUAGACGCAGACCGAUAACACAUCCGAAUAAUUUGCCCGAAAGUGAUAUAACAACUGAGAAAUCAAAUUACGACGAUACCACCCAAAGUAAUUUCAAUCGGUACAGAUCGAGAGAUGAAGCAAGCAAACUGCGAACAACGACAGUCAAGGACGAUUUGGUCACCAAACAGACUACUGUGACGUCUACUGUGAAACCAGUGUACGAGGAAGUAACUGAGAAGGAACCAGACAUGAGCAAACCCAGCGCCUUCCGACGUGAGCUGCCAGGUAGGAACACGAAUCAUCACAUGGUUAACUUGCAACAAUCGAUGGGCGAUGACUCCACCGACGUUUAUGGAAGUCACUUGUCUCACGGCACUCUCAGGCCGCUGUUCACGACUACCACGACGAGUCGACCGAGACACGUGCCUCUCCGAAAUUUGAUCCCAAGACAGAACACUCAGGAACAUUAUCCCGAUAAUUUGGAAAAUCAGGAGACUACAAUAGAAGCGAGUACCGGACGAGUUUUUGACACAAAUAAUAUCGCAACUUCGAGUCCGGUGCCAGUGAUCCACAUCCAGCCACAGAGAGUACCGGAGGACCAGAGAGUUUACCAACAGACCUUGUACAGACGACCGCAGUCGUCCAUUCAGUUCCGAACUCAGGAAUAUUUAAGAGACAAUCCCGGAGCCCCCAUUCCCAUCGGCAACCAGCGGCCCUUUCUCCAAUACGAUUACCAGCAGAACAAAGUACUGGAGCCCCAGCUACUCCGAGAGUCCCAACCGAAGGCAUCCAACGAUCAGUACGAAGUACGUCCAGUGACGAGGAUAAUUCAGGUGCCGGUCGACGAGCGCGGGGUUCCUAUACCUGGCUACGAACCGAGAUACGUGAACCCGUACCAGCCCCAACCGGUCUACCAACGAUACGAUCCGACGGCCGAUAUGAACUCUAUAUCCGCUCCCGUGAGCACUAGGGAUCUGAAGCGGCUGCUGCAGAUUUUGAUACUCCGACAAAGUCGGCUGCAGGCGCUCAUGGAUCAGCUGAUGCCUGGUCCCUAUCAGCCAUACCGGGAUAUGUACCGGCAGCAGAUCAGACACUACGACGAGGACGACCGAUACGACUACCACUACGACCAGCAGUACAGGCAGGACGCUUACGCGAACCAGGACCGAUACGAGGACCAGUACGACAGUCAAAGGUACGUGCCUCGUCGGAGAUACUCACGGCCCUUUGACAGCGUGGGCUCCUCGUCGAAUCACAUCGACGAGGCCCCGGAGUACCUGCCGGUGGAAGUCAGAGAGGCUUUGCUGCUGAAGAUGCUUCUCCUAGCCAUAAGUCCAGACUACACCCCGAGACCGAUACCACCUACUGAGCUAACCACCGCUGCACCGACUCGAAAACAGGUGAGAAACGUUCAGAUACUUGGCGAGGAGGGCGCCACAGAGAAGCCGAAAAGGCACUAA
Aricia agestis (brown argus) is the source of this 1950-nucleotide messenger RNA. RefSeq lists its product as uncharacterized. The record is from RefSeq and is a predicted model, not a curated record. The transcript has a single exon. The coding region runs from base 1 to 1950 and encodes 649 amino acids. Lineage: Eukaryota; Metazoa; Arthropoda; Insecta; Lepidoptera; Lycaenidae. Gene Ontology annotation, molecular function: structural constituent of chitin-based larval cuticle. Gene Ontology annotation, cellular component: chitin-based extracellular matrix.